This is a messenger RNA of Malaya genurostris, 385 nucleotides long. RefSeq names its product COX assembly mitochondrial protein 2 homolog. Gene Ontology annotation, cellular component: mitochondrion. NCBI's taxonomy places the organism in Eukaryota, Metazoa, Arthropoda, Insecta, Diptera, Culicidae. The record is from RefSeq and is a predicted model, not a curated record. The transcript is spliced from 2 exons. The coding region runs from base 128 to 385 and encodes 85 amino acids.
UUUUUUUUUUAAAUUGACAAUCUUGGUGUUGAUCCUGAAUUUAUAUGCCGAUGAAAAUUACAGACUUGUUACACAAUCUCACUGAAUUUAGAGUGAAGUUUUGCUGAUCUUAGAAAUAAGUGAAGUGAUGCAUUCCGACUUAUCUCCGCAUCUACACACACCUGAGUGUAAUAAACUAAUUAACCUUUUGAAACAGUGUCACGCUGAAAGAAAGUUUGCCAGGUUUGUGGGUGUAUGCAAUACAUUUGAUCAAAACGUUGUUGACUGCUUGCGAAACGAACGAAUUGAACGUAGUCGCGAAAACCGAGACAAAGCUAGAAAAGAACAACAACGCGUUCGUGAGCGAAUGCGUCAGCUGGAGAAGGAUCAAGAAGCGAGACAUUAA